CCAAGUCCUCGAGCGAGGCGACUAUCUCAAUCCCGAUUUUGACCCAAACAGCCUGACAAUACCACAGCUCCUAGGCCUGUUUGGAUUCCAUGGCGUCAUGUUUCCAUCUCCUCACAGCAAAGCGAAGCUUGUCGCGGUCUUCAAUGAUGAGAUCAAGCCCAGGGCCGACCAGUUUAAGCAGGAGAGGUCGAGCAGGCAGAACAGCCAGGCCAGCGACGACGGAAUUACGGACGGGCUCACAGGAAGACCCUUGAACGAAGAGCGGAAGCGUACGACAAGAGCAGCAUCUCGGAGGGCAUCUCUUGCACCGAAGGACCAAACUGAGCCUGCCGCGCAGCCCAGUAAACCAGAACCCAGUAAACGCCGCCGUGCUUCUGCUGAACCCUCUCUAGGGAGGACAACAAGCCGCAGGCGUGCAGUGAAGGUUCCGGAGCCGACAACAGUCGCAGAAGAGAGUGAGCCUGACGAGCCUCUGGUGAGGAAGGUUAGCAGGAAGAAGACGUCCACGACAGAGGCUGCAAGUCAGUCACGCGUAGCGCCUCCCACCCGUAUACAUGAUGAUAUCGAUUCUGGCUGGGAAGAUAAUAAUAUCUUUCAGUCCGGUGCUGAAUCUGCUUCCCCAUCCCCUGUCAAGCCUCGCCCCCGCAGGAGCAGCGCCAUACCUGCACGCGCGAAGAAAGCCAGUUCACUCCCUCCACAGUUUGCUCCCCCACCUUCUCCCCCGAAGUCGCCAUCGAAGAUCCCCAGAGGACGUACAGCCGCAGUCAAGGCUCCGGAAAGUGAAUUUAAGCCUGACCUUCCGGAGAGUGUCUUUCAGGAUUCCGAGGCGACGACCUCUCGGGCGAGACUCACGACACCUGAAGUCGCGGUGACUGGCCGAAGCGUGGCCGUCAAGGCAGACGAGGAAGAGACCGAGGUUGAGCUGCAAAGGGAGCAACUAGCCUUUGCCGCUGCACCAAAUCUGCAAGCUACCCCACGUCUGAGCCCCAAAGCUAGUCCGGCAAAGCCCAAUUCGAGGAUAGCCCAACUAGCCAACCCGCUAGCUAGUCCUUCCCCCGCGAAAUAUGGAGAGCCAUUUGCAGAUGAGGAGCACACACAGCCGGCACUCUCGAUCAUCGAGGAGCGGACGGAGAAGUCGGAGUCGCAGCUCGAUGUCCCCUCCCAGGCACCGAGUGCCGAGGGUCAAGAUCUCGUGUCUUCGCAAGAGGUUGCCAGUCAGGAGGUUACACAACCGAGACCUAAGAGCAGGGGCUGGGGCCCUUCAUUUGGCAACUUCAUGCUUGCUCUUCUCGGUACUAGCGUCCUCACUGCGCUAGGAAUGUACAAGACUGAGUCGGCUUCUAUUGGUUUCUGCGAGACCGGCAAGAACACGAAUGACAUACUGGAGGGAAUGAAGGUCCGCCGCACAGCAAUUCAAGAAUGUAAUCGAGAGAACAGGACCACAUUGUUCCUGGCCCAUCCCGACGCCGCCCAGGAUGUUCCGUCGCCUCAGCCGACGCAGGUCGCCACAGGAACCGAGGGAUCCAACGUCAUCCUCAGCGAAGCUUGCCCUCCUCCCCCGUUGCUACCUCUUCCUCGGCCUGAGACAUGCCAGCUGUGCCCAGAGCACGCUAGCUGUACUCCCACUACCGUCACCUGCGAGAAUGGCUACCUCCUGCGUCCCCACCCCCUUCUCUCCUUCCUACCCAUCCCUUCUUCACUCCGACCGACUGAUAACCGGAAUGCGUACACCAAUCCGUCCUUGGCAGUCGCACCAACCUAUGGGAACAAGAGUCCACUCGACUUGGCGUACACCGGCUUGUCGCUCAUAAUGGACGGGUUGCCUGGUUUGGGACCCGUCGCAUUCCCGCCUCGCUGUGUUGAAGAUCCUAUGCGCAAGCGUCACAUCGGUGCCAUGGGACGGACCAUCGACUCCAAACUCGCCGCCGAAAGGGGCCGUCGACUUUGUGAUGGCGCGCGCCCCGACGAUAAACCGGGGAAGGUCGCUCAAGAGGCUAAGAAGUGGGGUGUGGAAGUCGAUGCGCUCAAGGAGAGCAUCAGGAAGGAUGUCAUCAAGAAGUCGAAAUCGCCGUCGCAAUUGCUGUCCACUCUCGACGACACAUUUAACGAAGCGAUUCAACAACUUGUCGAAUGGGGUGGUGUUUUCAUCGGCGAGGAUGAACAGGGGCACCGUUAUGUUGCGCAUCGCACACCUAAGCUCGACAUGAUGUGCGCGGUGAAGGUGAAAGCACUCGAGUAUCGGGACAUGUGGUGGAAGCAAGCGUUUGGCUCGCUCGCUCUGCUCUUGUCAGCGUGGAUGGCUAAGCACCGUCGCAAGCAGCGCCUCGAGGACCGCGAGCGCGUCACCGUGCUCGUCGACACGGUGUACGACAUGCUCCGGAACCAGGAGCUCGUGCACCACACGGACCCAGUCUCCGCGCCGCGGCCGUACGUCCCGUCCACGCAGCUGCGCGAUGCCGUCCUCCAGGGCGAGCACUCGGUCGCGACGCGCCAGCGGCUGUGGAAGGAGGUCGAGCGCAUCGUCGAGGCGAACACGAACGUGCGCACGAACCUCGAGGAGGUCGCGGGCGGGGACGAGAUGCGCGUGUGGCGCUGGGUGGGCAGCGUCGGCCAGACGCUUGCGUACGAGUUGCCCUCGACUCCUGCGACUCCCGCAUGAAUGAUGACGACGUGUGAUGUGCCACAUGAGCUGCACAAACGAUGGAAUGCUUCUGACGAUUCGCCCGCUGUUUAUUAGUUAAUGUCUCGAUACGCGUCCGGUCUCACUCUGUCUUUUUCCUGAUUUACUUCUUGUUCCUCGUACUCGUAUGCUCUGAUUGUGAUUGGUGAUCGCCGCCGUACCUAUUGAUUCAUCAUGUUUUUGUU
Molecule: messenger RNA, 2865 nt
Organism: Phanerochaete carnosa HHB-10118-sp
Lineage: Eukaryota; Fungi; Basidiomycota; Agaricomycetes; Polyporales; Phanerochaetaceae
Exons: 7
Coding region: 98-2659 (853 amino acids)
Cellular component (GO): nuclear inner membrane
Molecular function (GO): chromatin binding
Source: RefSeq, a predicted model, not a curated record